AUGAUACGCAUGACCAGCCAGGAUGCGAAUGGUUACACAUGCGCCGCUGAUGGUUCAGUCUGGAGUUACCCAGUUCUAGAAUCCCGGCAGAUCUCACUUCCUCCCGCAGAAACGCUUAUUUCGACCCAUGUUUCUUCGGGUCAGCUUGCCUUUUUUUUUUUCCAAGUCCGCUCAUUCAUCUUCUCCGUCUUUCUUGUUUCGGCGGCGCAACACCCCCGCUACCUGUGCAUCGGCUCUCUGAUUGCAGGGCUCGAAAAUAAGCUCGGGAUUGGUGUGCGAAAUCCGAACCUCCUCCAACAAGCCGGCUUGAGAACGCUGCUGGCUGAAUGGAAAGGGCGCUUACACCGAUGGAGAAAGAGGAGGGCGGUUAAGGCCAGUCGGAAGGAAUUCCGAUUCUUUGAAACACGUGUUGCCCUGGCCGAAAUGGAAACUUCACCAGUGGACCGGCCGAACAAUCGAGAAGUGAAUUUCCACUGCCGGUUCGGUACUCCCUCCGAGCUUUUCGAUCCUCCCACGCUUGGCGCAGACUGGGGCCAAGAUUCUAGGCCUGCCCCCUUCUCUAGCUUGUCAGGGGGAGACGUCCCUUCGAGGGUGGUGGCGUCAACCCGCUUUAGGAAAGAACCGGUUCUGGGCCCACUAUUCUUCAUAAGUGAAGUGUUGGUGUUUUCAAUGCCAGUGGGGGAUGGGAAGAUGGCUCGGAAUAGCUGCAACCAUGAGGCCGUUUGUUAUCACCACUGUCGGAAAACCCGCGACGGGGGUCGGAAGCACGUCUCGACUUGA
Molecule: messenger RNA, 780 nt
Organism: Chaetomium globosum CBS 148.51
Lineage: Eukaryota; Fungi; Ascomycota; Sordariomycetes; Sordariales; Chaetomiaceae
Exons: 3
Coding region: 1-780 (259 amino acids)
Source: RefSeq, a predicted model, not a curated record